This is a messenger RNA of Closterium sp. Yama58-4, 2997 nucleotides long. The record is from the annotation of a GenBank genome assembly. Lineage: Eukaryota; Viridiplantae; Streptophyta; Zygnematophyceae; Desmidiales; Closteriaceae.
AUGAGACGAUGCGAGGAAGGCUUAAUGAUCGAUUUUGAGCCGUUGAAGUUCGACCCGCCGUCAGGCCCCGUUACAGGCGCGCUCGCUUCUCACAAACUCGCUGCGCGAGCCGUGGCGAGAUUGAAGUCGCUUCCAGUCGGCGACGUGCGGUUGCUGUGUAACACCGUCGUGGAGGAGAUUGGCGAAAUGACUGGUUACGAUCGCAUCAUGGUGUACAAGUUUCACGAAGACGAGCACGGCGAAGUGCUGGCGGAGUUUCUCAACAACCAGAAGAUCGAAUCGUAUCUGGGAUUGCAUUAUCCCGCGACCGACAUUCCCAUGAUGGCGCGUCGGACAUUCAUGGAGAACAGGGUGCGCAUGAUAGUGGACAGCAAGGCGGCGGGGGUGGACGUGCUGCAUCGGGGCGCGCUGCCGGGGGGCCUGUCCCUGGCGCACAGCACGGUGCGCAUGGUGCGGUCGUGCCACCGCGAGUACAUGGCCAACAUGGGCACCCUUGCAUCGCUCGUGCUAGCUAUCACCGUCAGCACGGGGGAAGCAGGGGCAGCAGCAGCUGCAGCAGCAGCGCCACCCAACGACGUCGCCGGGGCUGGGAAGGCGGUUCGGGCCGAGCCUGGGCGGCGGCUGUGGGGGCUGGUGGUGUGUCACCACUGCUCGCCCUGCAUGGUGCCCUACCCCACUCGCUCCGCCUGCGAAUUCCUCGUCCAGGUGUUUGCGGUGCAGCUGAGCAAGGAGAUGGACCUGGCGAAUCAGCUCAAGGCGAAGCACGCCCUCAAGAUGCAGACGCUGCUGUGCGACAUGCUCAUGCGCGAGCCGCCCGUGGCGCUCGUCACCAAGACGCCCAACAUCAGCGAUCUGGUUCACUGCGACGGGGCUGCUUUAUUGUACAACGAGUGGCAGCUGACUCAGCAAGCAACAUGUGUUGACCCCGUCCCUUCCUUGUCCCCCUCCUUUGAUGUGCAAUGCCACCGCCAGGUGCUCAACAUAGCGGAGUGGCUGCUGACGCACCACAGCGACUCCACGGGCUUCAGCACCGACUCACUGCUCAAUGCUGGCUACCCGCACGCGUCUGACCUGGGCGAGGAGGUGUGCGGGCUCAUUGCAGUGAAGUUCAGCGAUAAAGACUUCCUCAUGUGGUUCCGCGCGCAUGCAGCGAAGGAGGUGCGGUGGGGGGGAGAGAAGCACGACCCGUUGGACGUGGACGACCCCACCCGCAUGCACCCACGCACCUCCUUCAAGGCCUUCCUUGAGACCGUGCACAUGCGCUCACAGCCCUGGGAGGACGUUGAAAUGGACGCCGUUCACAGCCUGCAGUUGAUCCUGCGCUCUGCUCUUCAGGAACAUGAUGAAGUGAAGCGGCGGCAGCUGAUGCUAGCACGAGUGGCAGAGCUGCGGCUGCAGAGCAUGGACGAGAUCAACCAGGUGGCCAACGAGACGGUGCGCAUCAUUGAGACAGCCACCGUGCCCAUCCUAGGCGUCAACCGCAACGGCCAGAUCAACGGCUGGAACAUGCAGAUCGCCAAGCUCACUGGUGUACCAGUGGAGGAGGCCAUGGGGCGGUCGUUCCUGCAAGAGUUGGUGGCGGAGGAGAGCAAGGCGGACACACAGAGACUGCUUGUAUCUUCCCUACAAGGCCGGGAAGAGUCCGACGUGGAGAUUCGCCUCAAGGUGUGGCGCAGCGGCGUGCCAGCGGGGGUGCUGAUCAUGCUGGUGAACAGCUGCGCCAACCGGGACAUUCACAACCAGAUCGUGGGCGUGUGCCUCGUGGGGCAGGACAUCACCACUCAGAAGAUCGUCAUGGAUCGGUACAUCCGGUGUGAGGGGGAUUAUCGCACGAUUGUCCACUCGCCCAACCCGCUCAUCCCACCAAUCUUUGGAAUGGACGAGUACGGCAUCUGCAGCGAGUGGAACACGGGCAUGAGCCGCCUCACAGGGCUGGGCCGCGGGGACGUGCUGGGCAGGCUGCUGCUGGGGGAGGUGUUUGGGCUCGACAUGGCCAUGCUCAUGCUGCGGGAUGAGGAUGCCAUGACUGAGCUGGAGAUUGUGGUGAACUGUGCCAUGGAGGGGCAUGAGGACACGAGCAACCACCCCUUCUCCUUCUUUGCGCGAGACGGGAAGCUGCAGGAGGUACUCCUGACGGUGAGCAAGCGCACGGACGUGGAUGGCCGCAUAACGGGCGUCUUCUGCUUCCUCCACUCCAUGAACCGUGAGGUGCAGGAGGCCCUUAAAGCCCAGGCCGCUGCCGAAACCGCUGCACAGGCCCGCAUAGCCCAGUCAGACGUGGCCAGAGAAAGCCUCCGCGCCCCCCUUGAUGGUCUAGCCUUUAUCCGCCUGUCUCUGCAGCGGUCCGCUAGCCUCUCACCAGACCAGGUUCAGCUGCUUGAAACCGCUGCGGCACUGGAAGAGCAGAUGAGAACGAUUUUGGCCGAUAUGGCGGAUUUGAAUGCGGUGGAGGAGGGUUAUUUAGACGUACAGCGGGUGGAAUUCUCCCUAGUCUCGGUGCUGAACGCAUCCCUCAGCCAAGCAUCAGGAGCAGCGAUCGCCAAGGGGCAACAACUAGUCUGCUCAGUACCCAGCCCUAUGAGAGUGCGAGUAUUCGGCGAUCCCACACGGCUACAACAGGUGCUCGCCACGUGUCUGCGCACGGCUGUCGAACACACCCCGCCGACUGGCUGGAUCGAGCUGAAGCUAGAGGCGCCGAUGCGAGGAGCGGCGGAUGUGCCGCCCCCGCAGGGGCACCCGUCGGCUGAACGGUUCAGAUUCACCGUCGCGCAUUCGGGGGACGGGGUGCCGGGGCCGCUGGUGCAGGUGCUGGUGGGGAGGGGGGGCGUGGCUGCGACGGGGUUGCAGGGCAUGGCGCUGCGGUUGUGCCGGCGGUUGGUGCAUCUGCUGGGUGGGGAACUGGGUUAUGCGUUUGAGAGUGGGCGGUGCUGCUUUAGAUUGGACCUGCAGCUACCGGUUAAGCACAAGGCCGAGGCAACGGCUGGGAGUAGAGCGUGA